This is a messenger RNA of Epinephelus lanceolatus (giant grouper), 3644 nucleotides long. RefSeq names its product 5-hydroxytryptamine (serotonin) receptor 1D, G protein-coupled (gene htr1d). Gene Ontology annotation, cellular component: plasma membrane. The record is from RefSeq and is a predicted model, not a curated record. Gene Ontology annotation, biological process: regulation of behavior; smooth muscle contraction; positive regulation of MAPK cascade. NCBI's taxonomy places the organism in Eukaryota, Metazoa, Chordata, Actinopteri, Perciformes, Serranidae. Gene Ontology annotation, molecular function: G protein-coupled serotonin receptor activity.
AUCUGCCGCGCAGCCAGUCCCAUCAAAACCUCCCAGAGACGCAGAUCUGAAUGCAACUUGUUGACGUCUCUCUGAUCUCUCCCGGAGCAGAGCGGAUCGCAUCAGCACCGGGAAGCCCCCGUGUCUCUCCCCGGGGGGUUUGAUUGUUACUGGAGACAACCCACAAUGAGCUGCGCCUUGAUGCAUCAGAUGGAGCUCCGACGGCAACACACUUUUUACACUUUUCACACAUUUUAGGGAUUGAACUUUGAGAGAAAGACAUUUUUGAAGCAGAAUGCCAUAAAUUCGAGUCUCUCAAGUUUGCGGGACAGCUGAAAUUACAUCUGUUUAACUGUGUUUAGAUGAGAUGUGAAGCAAUCCCAGCUCCUACAUCAGCUACUCAAGCUGUCCGCCGGUUCCCUCAGUCUGUGUUUCGCUUGCUUGUACUGGACGUGCGUAAAUAAAGGACACCGCUGCUGGGAUUCCCUGAUCUCUUUUGUGCUCAGCUUUUAUCAGAGAGAAAGAGGAGAGAUAUUCACCAAAUGAAGAAAAAAAAUAUGGAUGCUGCAGACGAAGCUUCAUGACUAAACCUUCCCAGCUAUACGGACGCUACAACUGGAAGUUUAACUGACAGUGGAGAAGAGAAGCGAACACACAAGCAUUUAACACCGGGAACCUGAGAAAAAGGCUUUGCUGAUCACAGCAUUUCAGCAAACUUCUAUACAACUGCCAAAAGCUAUAUAUGGAUAUCGAACAAUUACCCACAGGAUGGCUAGAUUUUUUUAUUCUUCAUCUGGUUUUUGAUGUGCAUCAUGUGACUGUAACGUCCAGGCUUUUCAUUAUCAUCAAAGACAUGAGACACAGCCAAGUUUCAGUGUAAAACCUCAAUUUAGAAGGCUUCACGUGGACUCGAGAAUAGAUAAGAGAGAGGCAACAAGCGAACCUUGUGUAUCUGUCGUCAUCAUCUUCCUACAUGCAGCUCCCCGCUUAGCUUUAUUGAAAAGGAGGAGCCCAUUAAAGCAUUUGAUAGAUAGUACGGUUUGGUCUGAAGGUGUUGGUGCCGGCUGGCUGCUGGUUGGAGAUGAGAUAAGAGUGUUGGGAAGAGAGAGAAAAGGAGUGCAUGUCUGACAGGAGCUGAAUACAAAUUAGGAUUCGGCUCUCCUGCAGCUACACCAGCGAGAGGAUCAAUAUUGGAGGGGUGAAAUGGACAAAUUAACCGGCUUCAAUUACAGCAGCAUGUGAUGUAGAUGGAAUUAGGAGUUUCGCUGAAGGUUUAUUUGAAAUCACAAUACAAGGGAAAUGAAGGAAAAUAAGGAGGAUAAAAGAUAAGCUUCUGCAAUUUGUACAGCCAGAACCAGCAGUGCCAUGCCACUGUACAGCCCUCACCAGCGCCAUGCCUGAACUAAUGUGACGAGGCUGGUUUAAACCUCACAGAAACAAAGGUUUAACAGAAGCAAAGGCGACAUGGAGCUGGAUAAUAGCUCACUGGACUACUUUAGCAGCAACUUCACAGAGAUUCCCGACACCACAACAACACCACCCUGGAACAAGACCACGCUGCUCGGCCUCCAGAUCUCCCUGUCUGCACUCCUAGCUCUCGUCACCCUGGCUACUGUGCUCUCUAACGCCUUUGUCAUUGCCACCAUCUUUCUAACCAGGAAGCUCCACACCCCUGCUAACUUCCUGAUUGGCUCCCUCGCCGUCACAGACCUGCUGGUGUCUAUUUUAGUCAUGCCAAUCAGCAUCGUCUACACCGUCAGCAAGACCUGGUCGCUGGGGCAGAUUGUUUGCGACAUCUGGCUGUCGUCUGAUAUCACCUUCUGCACGGCCUCCAUCUUGCACCUGUGUGUGAUCGCAUUGGACCGCUACUGGGCCAUCACAGACGCGCUGGAGUACUCGAAACGCCGCACCAUGCGCCGGGCAGCAGUCAUGGUUGGGGUGGUGUGGGUGAUCUCCAUAUCGAUUUCCAUGCCUCCACUUUUCUGGCGGCAGGCCAAAGCCCACGAGGAGCUGACAGAGUGCAUGGUGAAUACUGAUCAGAUCUCUUACACCCUAUACUCCACCUUCGGCGCCUUCUACGUCCCCACAGUGCUCCUCAUCAUCCUCUACGGACGGAUCUAUGUCGCCGCCCGCUCCCGCAUCUUUAAAACACCUUCUGCCUCUGGGAAACGUUUCACCACAGCACAGCUCAUCCAGACCUCUGCGGGCUCAUCUCUCUGUUCUCUUAAUUCUGCCUCCAACCAGGAAGCACACCUACACUCUGGCAGCGCAGGAGGAGGGGGAGGGUCGCCUCUGUUCAUGAAUAGUGUGAAAGUGAAGUUGGCAGACAGCGUGCUGGAGAGGAAACGUCUGUGCGCGGCUCGGGAGAGGAAAGCGACCAAGACGCUGGGCAUCAUCCUGGGCGCUUUCAUUGUCUGUUGGCUCCCGUUCUUUGUGGGCACGCUCGUCAUGGCCAUAUGUAAAGAGUGCUGGUUUGAUCCAGUGCUUUUUGAUAUAUUUACCUGGCUGGGAUACCUGAACUCCCUCAUCAAUCCUGUUAUCUACACCGUAUUCAACGAUGAGUUCAAACAGGCUUUCCAAAAACUCAUUAAAUUCAGACGAUGCUCCUGAAAAAACGGAUUAAAACUGCAGCUCUUGGAAAACGGGGGCGAAAAAGACAAAGAGAAAACAAGAUAAUAAUAAUGAUAAUGGAAGUACUAAAUGUUCCAUCUCGUAAACACAUGCUAAUUGUGAUUUGUUUUUUAUAUCAAACUGCUCCGUGCCAUAGCUCUUUAGAUACCAUAUCCUUCAUAUAGACUUAUGCAUGCAUGCUAAAAAAAGAAUUCAUUUUGACCCAGAAGAAUUGUGGAACUUAUCAAAGGGACACUGCUGUUAUUUCUUGGACAAAAGCCGACAUCAAACAAGGUUUGGUGUAACUGUAUAGAAAGAGCAAACUCAGAGGGACUGGGUUUAAUCCAGCGGAAAUGAAAAGCCAUGAAAUGUAUGUUGUCUUAAUCUCUGUGUUAUGCUGUAUGCUGCUGCUCCCAUAUAAUGUUUCUGUGGUACAGUAAAGUACUUAGAAAGACUGCAAAACUCUAGAGAUUCAGUAAAACUGUCGCCAUAUAUGCAAUUAUAUUUUAAAGUGGUGUGCGUGUGUGUGUCUGUGUGUGUGUGUCUGUGUGACUGUGUGCAAAGGUAGUUACUUUACUGUAAUAUAUGCGUGUUUGAGGAAUGGAGGAUUGUCAAGUGUUUGACAUUUAUACAUGCUAUUCUCCAGCAAGGCUCGUCUCGUCGUUACAGAGACAGAAAUGGAAAAAGCAUUUUCACUCUGCCUCUGAAUUUUAAGUAACAGCCAAUGCCAUAGCAACAAAUAAACCCUUUCAAAACUGUUAUGAAAUGAUGCGCUCGAGCAAAAAGGACAAGGUAAGAGCAAAUAAUCAGAGUCCCGGCCACUCAGAGGAAAUUGAGACUAAUUUUUUGCCAUUUAAUGUGUUUGUUUUCUUCAUGUAAAUGCUUCUUUUACAGUUAUAUGAAAGAGUUUUAUUGGCAGAUGAUUGGUACUUGCAGGAAAGGUGAUUCACUGAUGUUAAAAUGACCAUGACAAAAGAUGAAAUGGCUGAUUUCAGUGUUUUUAAUGGUGUCUUUGUGUCUUCUGGGCUUACAUGGUGUAAAAAAUGUCUGUAAGA